GAUUGUCAAUGUAAAAUUUUCUUUCGGAAAGUUGAAAUCUAUUGAAAUAGAAAACAAAACAGUUUCAAGACAUCUAGCAAAAAUAAAUAAAUUAUAAUGUCCUAUCAACUUUAUAGAAACACUACAUUAGGACACACUUUACAAGAAAGUCUGGAUGAAUUGCUACAGUAUGGACAAAUAACACCACAGUUAGCGAGCAAAGUUCUACUACAAUUUGACAAGUCAAUCAACCAAAUUUUGGCAACAAAAGUUAAAUCUCGCCUAACCUUCAAAGCUGGAAAACUAAAUACUUACCGAUUUUGUGAUAAUGUAUGGACCUUCAUGUUGAAUGAUGUGGAGUUCAGGGAGGUGCAAGAAAUCACGAAAAUCGACAAAGUGAAAAUUGUUGCCUGUGAUGGAAAAAGUACUGAUAAUUAAUUUUAAAUUAUUGGUGGACUGGGAGGCUUUUGAUGUUGGAGAGGAGGGGUCAUCAAAAAAAUGAUUAAAGCCAAUAUAUUACUACUUAACACAAAAAUCAAGGGAAAUACAAUUGUUUGUUUUUUUUUUUUUAGUGUAAAUAUUUGUAAGUCUAGUUCUUAUAUGCUUUAGCUGGAAUAUAUGUAUGUUUCAUUAUUAGUGAUUAAAGCUGUAGAAAAUAUAUCAUGUUUGAUAUUUUAAUUUUUGGUAAAUUUUAAUAAAGUACUGAAUAUCUUAAAAGAU
Messenger RNA from Anthonomus grandis grandis, 699 nucleotides. It is a transcript of the gene TfIIA-S, whose product is annotated as transcription initiation factor IIA subunit 2. The transcript has 3 exons. Gene Ontology annotation, molecular function: TBP-class protein binding; RNA polymerase II general transcription initiation factor activity. The record is from RefSeq and is a predicted model, not a curated record. Gene Ontology annotation, biological process: RNA polymerase II preinitiation complex assembly; transcription initiation at RNA polymerase II promoter. Lineage: Eukaryota; Metazoa; Arthropoda; Insecta; Coleoptera; Curculionidae. Bases 97 to 417 code for a protein of 106 amino acids. Gene Ontology annotation, cellular component: transcription factor TFIIA complex.